ACGUCGCUCUGGAUCUGUGUUUGCAAAUGUUCAAACUGAGCCAAACAACACGGCGGAAUCUACACGCGACACUGACGGAUUUUAACCACGUUUUAACGGGACUGAGUGCGCGGUGUGUGAGUAUGGUGUGUGUGAGUAUGGAGUGUGUCUUUGAGGCGUUUUAACGGGACUGGGGCGCGUUUGAACAUGGUGUGUGUGUGUGUGAGGCGUUCACUUCAGACUCUGCAGGACUGAACACGGGAUGGAUCUGACACCGGACUUUUCCUCGAGCAGGAGCAUCCUCUGUCUGUUUGACGUGGACGGCACCCUAACACUCCCGAGAGAGAAAAUCGACCCACAGCUGGAUGCGUUCUUUCAGACCCUGCGGAGGAAAGUCAAAAUCGGCAUUGUGGGGGGGUCGGACUACUCAAAGAUUGCAGAGCAGCUCGGGGAGGGCGAUGAUGUAAUUCAGAAGUUUGACUAUGUAUUUGCUGAGAACGGGACUGUGCAGUACAAAGAUGGAAAACUUCUCUCCAAACAGGCCAUUCAGAACCAGAUCGGUGAAGAGUUGCUCCAGGAGCUCAUUAACUUUUGUCUCAGUUACAUGGGACUCAUCAAGCUGCCAAAGAAAAGGGGCACAUUUAUUGAAUUUAGGAAUGGAAUGCUGAACAUUUCUCCCAUUGGCCGCAGCUGUACACCUGAGGAGCGGCUUGAAUUUUCUGAAAUUGACAAGAAGGAAAAGAUCAGGGAGAAGUUUGUAGCUGCUCUGAAGGAAGAGUUUGCUGGGAAAGGCCUGAGGUUCACCAGAGGUGGGCUCAUCAGCUUUGACAUUUUCCCGGAGGGCUGGGACAAGCGCCUGUGUCUGGACGUCCUGGAGAGGGAAGGCCUGGAUGCCAUCUACUUCUUUGGCAACGAGACUUCAGACGGAGGGAAUGACUAUGAGAUUUUUAAUGACCCCCGGACCAUUGGUUUCACAGUGUACUCCCCCGAGGACACAGCCAGGCUUUGUCGACAGUUGUUCUUUGACACUCCGCUGCAGGAAUCCUGAUGUACUGAACUCACUGACCCUGCACUACUGCCCCAUCCUCUUAAACCCCAGGCUGAUGCUGAAUAUGAAAAGCCUGUUUUUAACGUGACAGCUACCACCUUAAGGUCCUCAAGGUGCCAAUGUUUGUGUAUUAACUCAAAGGAAGGGACAGUCCUAAAUAGGGAUUUGUCGGUACACUCCUUUUAAAAAGGGACCAUAGAGAUUAUAACUGCGUGUUUUUGUGUUUAUGCAUUUACUACUGCAAUUCAAGCUGCUUUUAAACCAACCUUUGAGAUAUUGUGUUUAGAUAUUUUGAGUAUUACUUUAAUCUACUUUGCACUACCAAUGACAGUACCGAUAAUUGUAAAUUCAUGAUGGAAUCUAUUACAGCUAAACGCAGUAUUUUGGGGGAUGGUAAUUCCAGGUAUUUUACUAUAUAAUAAUGUAAACAAGGUGUGUGAAAUGCAAUGUCUCACUGUCUGAAUUGUUUGUUACAAAACCGCUGAAAAUGAGAGGAAUUGUCAGUGGUUUUCCAUUUAUGCUUCUUUACAUUACGUCACAUAUAGGAUUUAACUGAGGGUUUCCGUUUCCAGGAGCUUUAAACACCAGACUAAAUGAACUCACCAGUGGAUUAAGCUUCUCUUUCUUCAUCACUGACGUAUCGGCCUGUUUCUCUCUAUAAUGUAGCACAUGUACGUUUCAACUUGAUUUUUUAUCAUGUAACUGUUUUUUAACUGUUAAAUCAACUCUUCUGUCAUUUCACUCUUUUUUUUAAAGUUGAGCCUUUUUCAACAGACACUGACACACUCCUGUUAAUUGCCAAAAGGUUUUAAAUCAUGAGAUGUUAACUAAAAAUGACAUGUUUUAACUGGAGUAGAGGUAGUUCUUGUAAUAAGAACGUACUUCGUGCAUUAAAGUUUAUGGAGAUUAUCAAUGUUUUGCUGUUUUUCUUCGUUGCAUGUGACGUAUAAGAUAAAGUGGGCCACUGUUGAAGUAUUUUUUUUAUUUAAUUCAUACACAUCUAAGAAUUUUAUACACACAUUUUUAAUUGUGUCAUAACUGUUGUUUUGUUUUAUACAUGUCUCACUACCUGCAGCUCCUCAGUAGGACAUGUUUGUUUUGUUUUUUGUUUUUUACUGACACAAAGCUUGAGGCAAAUUUGUGAAUGAGUGAUAAAAUACUUUAAUGUUCAGACAAU
Periophthalmus magnuspinnatus is the source of this 2204-nucleotide messenger RNA. RefSeq names its product phosphomannomutase 1 (gene pmm1). Lineage: Eukaryota; Metazoa; Chordata; Actinopteri; Gobiiformes; Gobiidae. Gene Ontology annotation, cellular component: cytosol. The record is from RefSeq and is a predicted model, not a curated record. Gene Ontology annotation, biological process: mannose metabolic process; protein N-linked glycosylation; GDP-mannose biosynthetic process. Bases 242 to 1027 code for a protein of 261 amino acids. Gene Ontology annotation, molecular function: phosphomannomutase activity. The transcript is spliced from 8 exons.